Messenger RNA from Drosophila novamexicana, 705 nucleotides. RefSeq lists its product as uncharacterized. The transcript has a single exon. NCBI's taxonomy places the organism in Eukaryota, Metazoa, Arthropoda, Insecta, Diptera, Drosophilidae. Bases 90 to 545 code for a protein of 151 amino acids. The record is from RefSeq and is a predicted model, not a curated record.
UGUUAGGAAAUAGUUUGGAAUUAUUGGGAAAAAUUGUAAAAAUUGUAAAUCGUUUUUAAUUUUUAUUUUUUUAUUGCUGGCGCAAAGAAAUGGCCGCCAUAGAAUCCGUUUGUCUUGCCGGCCUAUUGCAUCUCAUAUUUCGAUUUGCUUUAUAUAUAACACCGCAGUCGAAGCUAAGGACGCCCGGUCCCGUAAUGCCCACGGCCAUCGUCUUCCUGGCGCUAUUGGAUGUCAUCUACGAUAACCGUAUACUUCCGCUGCGCUUCAACGAUAUGUCGCCGGGCUUUAAGUACAUUUUCGAGACGAUUAUGGCCGUGUUUAUCUUGGAGAUGGGAAUGCUGAUCUGGCAGUCGAUCGAGCACUCCAUUUACUUGUUCGCCAAGGGCACACUGCUCGGCCUGGACGUGGUCUCCAAGCAAACCUAUUAUAAGCAGGAGAACCUGAUCAUUGGAGCCUUCACCCUGCCGCUGUCUCUGGCUAUUUUAAUCGCAGCCGCACAGGCUACGGAUCACUACCAGAUGUUCCGCCGUAGAAUCGCAAACUAGAGAAAUAUUGUGCUGGCUGGGAAUAAUGGACAUUGUCGACGUUAAAGUGAAUUCAAAACCUAUAUAAGAUAUACUUUGAGAGAUGUAUUCGAAUCAAGAACGGGCUAGAGUUGUGCUUUUUAUGUUGAUUCAAUUAAAACGGUUUAUAAUAAUUAAAACG